This is a messenger RNA of Plasmopara halstedii, 1062 nucleotides long. Its product is annotated as camk protein kinase. The transcript has a single exon. The record is from RefSeq and is a predicted model, not a curated record. NCBI's taxonomy places the organism in Eukaryota, Oomycota, Peronosporomycetes, Peronosporales, Peronosporaceae. The coding region runs from base 1 to 1062 and encodes 353 amino acids. Gene Ontology annotation, biological process: protein phosphorylation. Gene Ontology annotation, molecular function: protein kinase activity; ATP binding.
AUGGGACUUUUUCGCAAUUACAUGGACGCGAUGCUAUCUGCCACCUUUUCUUCUUCACGUGAUCCUUCAUGUGGUAGCACCACGUUGCCCAAAAAGAGCAAAAAGAAACUCUUUUCUAAGUCAGUGCUAGAACCAGUACCAUCGCCUACCGCUAAAGCACAAACGAUCAUCCAAUCCCCACCCAAACGAUUGUCAGAGUUGAAGAUGAUGGGCACCUUGGCACCAGCACUUUUUGGAGAAGUUUUGGUGUGUCUUGAUACGAGAGUUGGGCGUUAUAUUGCCGUCAAGCGCGUCAAUAUGCGCUGCGCUGAAGCCCAAUUGACCGUUGAUCAACAUAUUCAGGUGGUCGAAAGUUUGCAGCAAGAGCGUGCUGUGCAUCGCAGACUUGUAGCUGCCAAAACGACAAAUUUGGUGCUACUGGAAGAAGAGGUACAUUAUGGUGGUCAUCUGUACCUCAUUUUUCCCUAUUGCUCGGGCGGUGACUUGUUUAAUGCAGUGCGUCGCAGUCCGAUGAAUGGUCGUUUAUUCGAAGGAACUACACGUCGCUUCAUGCGUCAUAUAGUGCGUGGUUUGCAAUGCUUGAAACAAAAUGGCCUGGCACACCGCGACAUUUCAUUGGAAAAUAUCUUGCUGGAUACAGACAAUGUCUGUCAUAUAUGUGACUUUGGAUUAGCCUCAGAGCAUGGUAAAUUGCUCGCCCCCGGUAGAGUGGGCAAAGUCUGGUACAUGGCCCCUGAGGUUUUUGCUGUUCGAGAGCCGUACGACCCAUUGUCAGCUGAUAUUUGGUCUCUCGGUGUGCUGCUUGCAAUCAUGUUAACAGGCGUCCCACUUGUGCGGAAACCCACAAAUGAUGACCGUCACUUUUGUGUCUUAAGUCAUGGCGGUGGAGUGCGCGAGCUACGUCAUAUUUUUCCUUCCAAACUUUCGGAAAAUGUUUGGGACCUUAUGGACAAGCUGCUCACGAUUGACCCACAAAGGCGUCCAACACUGGAACAAGUUGCCGAACACCCAUUUUUGUCGUUAGACUACACCAACAGCGAAGUACAAAGUGGGUGGCCUUGA